Molecule: messenger RNA, 1731 nt
Organism: Microthlaspi erraticum
Lineage: Eukaryota; Viridiplantae; Streptophyta; Magnoliopsida; Brassicales; Brassicaceae
Source: the annotation of a GenBank genome assembly
AUGAGUUCAGGCUAUGAGCUCAAGGAUCUAGAGGAGUUAACAUCAAACGCAAAGCAGAUACAAGACGAUGUACUUAAGGAGAUACUCACACUUAACGCGACCACAAAGUACCUCAGACAGUUUCUCCAUGGAAACUCUGAUAAGGAGUUAUUCAAGAAGAGCGUACCGGUCGUGAGCUACGAUGAUGUUUGGCCUUAUAUCGAACGUGUUGCGAACGGAGAGCAAACAGAUCUAAUUUCGGGUGGACCCAUUACUAGAUUCCUCGGAAGCUCGGGAACUUCAGGAGGGAAACAAAAGAUAUUUCCGGUGAACGAUAAGUACACUGAGAAGCUAGGAUACGUUUUAGCUCUACGCUCUCUCGUUAUGUCCAAGCAUGCCAGUGACAACGGUGUCGAGCAAGGAAAGACAAUGGAAUUUAACUACGUUAGACCGGAACCCAAAACUCCCUCCGGUUUACCAGUUUCAACAGUAUUUACAAGCUUCUUCAUGAGCGAUUAUUUCAAAAACCGAACAUCAAAACAUAGUUCUGAGUACACAAGCCCCGACCAAGUCAUACUAUGUCCAGACAACAACCAAAGUUUGUACUGCCAUCUUCUAUGCGGGCUUGUCCAGAGAGACGAGGUUAUGAGAAUUGGUGCCACUUUUGCUUAUCCCUUGGUCCUUGCAAUAAAUUAUCUUGAAAAUCACUGGAAGGAACUAUGUAAUAACAUCCGAGCAGGGCAUGUUAGCGAGUGGAUCACUAACCUUGAUUGCAGAAACGCUGUCUCGGCCAUUCUUGGAGGACCUAAUCAUAAACUGGCAGAUGUUAUUGAACAAGAAUGCAGCCACAAGUCAUGGGAAGGUAUAAUCACACGAUUAUGGCCAAAAACCAAAUAUAUGGAAUCCAUAUUUACAGGGCAAAUGGCUCAAUACAUUCCAAUAUUGGAGUUUUAUUCCAACAAACUUCCUUUAGUUUCCACAACAUAUGGAUCUUCUGAAAGUACGUUCGGGUUGAAUGUGGAUCCUUUACGCAAACCAGAAGACGUGUCUUACACGUUUGUGCCCAACAUCUCCUACUUCGAGUUUUUACCCGUUGAUCAUGAGGGAGACAUGGAGAGCAUUGUUGAUCUUGUCAACGUCAAGUUAGGGUUCUACUAUGAACCUGUGGUCACUAAUUAUUUCGGUCUACACAGAUAUCUUAUUGGAGAUAUUCUACAGGUGACUGGAUUCUACAAUAGCACACCUCAGUUUAGGUUCGUACGCAGAAAGAAUGUGGUUUUAAGCGUCGAAACGGAGGCAACAACAGAAGAGGACCUUUUAAAGGCGUUGGCUCAUGCGACUCAAGUUAUUGAAUCUUCAAAUUUUAUGUUGGUGGGCUUCACAUGCUAUGCUGAUAUCUCCACUUGUCCAGGCCACUACGUCUUUUACUGGGAACUCAAAGCUAAAGGCGCCAACGAUGUUGUUGAACUUGAUAAAAACGUAUUGGUGGAAUGUUGCUGUGUAUUAGAGGAAUCGUUUGAUGCUCUUUAUAGGGAUCUUAGGACUAGAGAAGGAUUAAUUGGAGCUCUAGAGAUAAGAGUGGUGCAGCAAGGAACAUUCGAUUCUCUCAUGGAAUAUUUCAUCUCCCAAGGUGGUUCGGUUGCUCAAUACAAGACACCUUUAUGUGUCAACUCUUCUGAAGCCUUAGCAGUUCUUGAAAAUAAGGUUCUUGCUCGAUUCUUCAGCGAAAGAUCUCCUCCUCUUGACUUAUAG